Molecule: messenger RNA, 1619 nt
Organism: Aspergillus steynii IBT 23096
Lineage: Eukaryota; Fungi; Ascomycota; Eurotiomycetes; Eurotiales; Aspergillaceae
Product: alpha/beta-hydrolase
Exons: 4
Coding region: 1-1581 (526 amino acids)
Molecular function (GO): dipeptidyl-peptidase activity
Source: RefSeq, a predicted model, not a curated record
AUGCCACCAAACCAGUUGAAAUACCAGACCAUGGGUCCGUACGGAAAGGACAUCCAUGCAUCCACGUUUGGACUGCCGCAGACACCCGUCUACGCGGAGAUGUAUAAGCACAUCACCCCGCUGGGACCAGAUGUCGCGUUCGAGCUGUGCGAGCCCACGAUCUGGUGUCGAGAAUACGGCUAUGCACUUCUUCGCGUCGACGCGCGCGGGAUAGGAGGUAGUCAAGGAAGACUUGACCCGUUCGGUCUAGAGCGGUCGAUUGCGAUUAGGGCGGAUGCAGAAGGCCAAGAUCUCUAUGACGUAACGGAAUGGGCUGGUGUGCAGCCAUGGUGCUCGGGCAAGGUCGCCUUCAGCGGCAUCAGCUACUACGGCAUGGUAGGCUAUUGGGCGGCGAUGCAGAAGCCUCCGCAUCUGGCCUGUGUCAUUUCCUAUGAGUCCCAAUGCAGCAUGUACCAUGCCGCGCGGAAGGGCGGCGUAUACAGCGAGAACUUCUUGUCGCACUGGUACAACAACAUCGUUAUUCCCUAUCAAGCUGGGAGACGGGAUGGGUCUCGAACAGAUGAGGAACUAGCGGCUGAGCGAGCUAACUUCUGUAAUAUCCUAUGCUCGACGGAAUAUCCUAACGAAGGUGUCUGGGCAGUCUUCGACCGAGUCCGGAAGCUCUCUGACAUUGAGGUUCCCAUCUACUUGGCUGGGAAUUGGACAGAUCCGGAGCUACACUUAGCCGGCAACAUCCGUGCCUUCAAUGGUAUCUCUUCCAGUUAUAAGUGGCUGGAGAUGCAUACAGGUAACCACCUGGAAGCCUUCUAUGAACCGGAGCACGUUGCAAUGCAACGGAGAUUCCUUGACUGCUUCCUCCUCGAUAAACGAGAUAACGGGAUGCUCGAUAUUCCUCGUCUUCGGAUCCUCCAGCAUCAUGGCAAAGAUACAUUUUAUCGAGAAGCCGAGACCGUGUUCCCGCCACCAGACGCACAAGAUAUUGUGUUUUACCUAACACCGGACCAAAAGCUCUCUGCCACCCCUCCGGAUACAACCCGCGUCGCAUUCAAGUCCCAAGGCUACGGCCCCGAGUCUAAAAACCUGCACUUUACCCUUGAUUCCAGCUUCAAGGAGUCAUUUGAACUCCUCGGCUCACCCUAUCUGGAGCUAGAAGUCAGCACAACCGCCCAGGACCUCGACCUAUUUGUCUACCUUCGCGCAAUCGACGCCAAUGGCGAGGAGAUUGUUCUGAAGGGCAACCACGGCGAGCCGAUGGACAGCUUUGCGCGGGGGUAUUUCCGUCUGUCGCACCGGGAUGAGGUUGCGCGGAAUUUCGCAGAAAAGCGCGUCAUUGAUCAGCCGAAUGUUGCUAGAUCUGAGGUUGUUCAGGGACAGGUCACCAAGGUUCUGGUCCCGUUAUAUCCAGCUGCAUUCCUGUUUGAUGAGGGCCAGUCUCUGGCGCUGGAGAUUGGGCAUGUGAAUUCACCGAGUACUAUCCCGCUGAUGAGGCAUGAGGGUGGGGAUCGGACUGCUCAGAGAUUCGAGGGCGAGAAUGUACUUUAUUCUCAUGCCAGGCUCGUGCUGCCGCGUAUACGCCGGUAGUGAUUGGGGAACUUUGCAUUGUUCCUUGAAUGAAUGAG